AUGACUCCAUUUUUAUUAGAAUAUAAACAAGAUUUAGAGAAGCACAUUCACAGUGAAACUUCUGGCCACUUUAGGAGACUGUUGAUAUCACUCACUGCUGCUGCUCGUGAUCCUGACAGUAUUGUUGAUAAAAGCAGAGCUAGGCAAGAUGCUCAGGCUCUUUAUAAAGCUGGCGAGGGAAAGUGGGGAACAGAUGAAUCAACGUUUAAUCAGAUUCUGUGUGCUAGAAGUUAUGCUCAUCUUCGUCUUGUCUUUGAAGAAUACUCAAAAAUAUGCAAGUAUGACAUAGAGCAGUCCAUUUCCAGGGAGAUGUCAGGUGAUCUUAAGACAGGGAUGACAACAAUUG
Molecule: messenger RNA, 346 nt
Organism: Amphimedon queenslandica
Lineage: Eukaryota; Metazoa; Porifera; Demospongiae; Haplosclerida; Niphatidae
Product: annexin-B12-like
Exons: 5
Cellular component (GO): nucleus; vesicle membrane; cytoplasm
Molecular function (GO): phosphatidylserine binding; calcium-dependent phospholipid binding; calcium ion binding
Source: RefSeq, a predicted model, not a curated record